AUGACUCGUUAUUCGUCACGCCGUGACACUAGGACAAAAUUCACUUAUAUGUCACCGAUCUUGUUGGUUAAAGUCAAUACUUUUAAAAAAAUUGGUGUUAUGGCAGACAAACAAAGAGGACGUCCGCCUAAAGGCAAUAAGGGUUUAUUUACAAAAGACUUACGUUUAUUAAUGUAUGGGUUUGGAGAUGAACCCGACCCAGCACCUGAUACAGUGAACGUAAUGGAAGAACUUGUAAAUGAUUAUAUUACUGAAAUGUGUUUGAAAGCAUCAAAGGUAGCUAAAGAUCGUAAAGUUACUGUUGAUGAUUUUAAAUUUAUUUUAAGAAAUGAUCCGAAAAAACUUGCGCGUGUUGAAGAAUUAUUAUUUAUGGAAAAAGAUAUUAAGACUGCAAGAAAAACUUUUGACGUCAAUGAAAUUGAAAAUUAA
This is a messenger RNA of Funneliformis mosseae, 429 nucleotides long. The record is from the annotation of a GenBank genome assembly. Lineage: Eukaryota; Fungi; Glomeromycota; Glomeromycetes; Glomerales; Glomeraceae.